Enhydra lutris kenyoni (northern sea otter) is the source of this 717-nucleotide messenger RNA. Its product is annotated as synapse differentiation inducing 1 like. The transcript is spliced from 3 exons. Bases 1 to 717 code for a protein of 238 amino acids. The record is from RefSeq and is a predicted model, not a curated record. Gene Ontology annotation, cellular component: intracellular membrane-bounded organelle; membrane. NCBI's taxonomy places the organism in Eukaryota, Metazoa, Chordata, Mammalia, Carnivora, Mustelidae.
AUGGAGAGUCUGAGCGAACUGCAGAAUCCUCUGCUGCCUCAGAGCCCCGCCCCGCUCCAUGGCCCCUACCCCUACCGCGAGGCUUCGCCCAACUGGUCAUGCCAAGAGAAGCUUUACUCCUACCUCCUGGGUGCUGCUGGCUCCGCUCGCCCCCACCAGCUCCUCGACCCGGGGUCCCUGCAGCUGGCCGUGGAGGCCUGGUACAGGCCCAGCUGCCUCCUGGGGAGGGACAAGGUCAAGGAACCCAGGGCAAGCAGCUGUGAGACCAGCUUCACAGAGAACAGGGAGCUCCAGGCUGGGCCCACAGAGCGGUCCACAGAAGCGGACCAAGAGGAAGAGGAUAUCACCAUCCAGACGGUGUCCUACGGGGUUCAGGAGGAGCUGCAGGGCCAGGAGAACGACCAGGAGGAGGAGGAGAGUGAUGUGACCUCGACGGACAGUGAAAGUGAAGACAACUUCGUGGCGCUGCCCCCCAGGGACCACCUGGGCCUUACUAUCUUCUCCAUGCUCUGCUGCUUCUGGCCCCUGGGCAUUGCUGCCUUCUACUUCUCCCAGGGGACCAGCAAGGCCAUCUCCAAGGGAGACUUCCGCCUGGCCAGUACCACCUCCCGCAGGGCCCUCUUCCUGGCCACACUCUCCAUCGCUGUGGGCGCCGGUCUCUAUGUGGCCGUGGUGGUGGCGCUGGCGGCUUACAUGUCCCAGAAUGGCCAUGGCUAG